Molecule: messenger RNA, 2215 nt
Organism: Dinoponera quadriceps
Lineage: Eukaryota; Metazoa; Arthropoda; Insecta; Hymenoptera; Formicidae
Product: flavin-containing monooxygenase FMO GS-OX-like 3
Exons: 7
Coding region: 98-1393 (431 amino acids)
Molecular function (GO): NADP binding; flavin adenine dinucleotide binding; N,N-dimethylaniline monooxygenase activity
Source: RefSeq, a predicted model, not a curated record
GCAACACCGCCAAAAUACCUUCGCUCGACUCUGGGUUAAUGCGCCUUUCAAUUUGCGACCGCAAGAUGAACUGUAAGACAAGUGCUGUCGGGGAACGAUGCCGAAUACUAAGACGAGGAUCGCUAUUGUGGGUGCUGGAGUGGCUGGUUUGGUGGUGGCCCGUCAUAUAACUUCCAAAUUGGAUACUUACAGCCUCACAGUGUUCGAGCAGAAUGACCAAAUCGGUGGCACAUGGGUCUACACCGAUGAGACGCACUUCAAUAAACACGGGCUUCCCGUGCAUAGCAGCAUGUAUAAGAAUCUAAGAACGAAUUUCCCGAAAGAAGUGAUGCAAAUACCCGAAUUCCCCUUCAAGGAUGACGACAGCAUGUCUUACAUCCAUCAUAGCGCAAUAAAGCAAUAUAUUUUGGACUAUGCCGGUCACUUCAAUCUCUAUCCCUACAUUAAGCUCAACACCUUGGUGAAGCACGUGGAACCGGAAGUCUUGACAAACGGCCAGACGUUGUGGGCAUUGACACAUGUGGAUCUGAAUACGAAAGCGGAGACCACGAAGACUUACGACGCCGUAAUGGUGUGCAGCGGUCACUACACCGUCGGUCAUAUUCCACAUAUCCCGGGCAUCGAGAGUUUCCACGGUGAUCAUAUUCACAGCCACCAGUAUAGAAUACCGGAAGUCUACGCCGGCAAGAAAGUCUGCAUACUCGGUGCCUCCUGGUCCGGCAUUGAUAUCGCCCUCGAAGUAGCGCAAUACGCCGAUAAGGUGUACUUAAGUCAUAACUCCGAACCGAUCGACUUGAGUAUGUUCGUUAACAUCGAGCAGAGAGUCGGCGUCGCAUCCAUUCAAGGAGACCUCUUCACCUUUCUCGAUGACUCUUCGGCAGAAAUGGACAGCUUCAUAUAUUGCACGGGUUACAAAUUCACGUAUCCCUUUAUAUCGGCUAAAGUCGAGAUACGUACGGACGACAACCACGUCGAGCCCAUCUACAAGCACCUGGUGCAUAUGGACCAUACGAAUCUGUUCUUCGUGGAUCUAUUAGACUUCGUGAUACCGUUCCCCUUGUUCCAUAUACAGGCACAAUAUAUUUUGGGCAUCCUCGAGGGCCGCAUUCAGUUACCAUCGCCGCAACAGAUGCACGAGGAGUACGAGAGCGAAAAGAAAUCUUUGCUGGACCAGGGUAUCCCGAUAAGACAGAUCAACAAGCUGAAAGACAGGCAGUGGGCUUACUACGACGAGAUCGCUGCCGCCGUGAACGUGCCGAGUUUUCCGCCAGUAAUGAGAAAGAUUACUAAUCACGUCAACGAGAUGCGCGAAACAAACAUCACUGAAUACAAGAAUUACAAGUACCGCAUCAUCGACAGCGAGAACUUCAGCGUAUCUUACAAGUCUUGUUAAGGUCUAAACACGGAAGAGAAAAAAUAACAAAGAAUGCAAUCGAUGUUGCCACAAGAUAAAAUCAGCGUUCGAGCUUACAAAAACGGGCCUGAUGCUUUAUGAGACUGAAGUAAGUUUUACGUUACGGCGAUUAAUUAUACGAGGAUCAGACAAAAGCAGAGAACGCGUUUAUCGGACUGGCGUAUUAAUGAGAGUAUUUACCACUAAUUAUGACGCGCGAUAAGGGUUGGCGUUUCCAUGGAAGAUUGGCCCGCAAUUAUAGUUUUUGUACAUUAAAUGAUAUAAAGAAGAUAAGAUAACAAAUGCAGCGACACAGGGUCAUUGCGUCAUCCUCAAGAACACAUAACAAAAGCGAUACAUAUGUAUGUAUGUAACAUUUUUCUACUCUUGCGAUUACACCAGUCGUCGCAGGCUGUCACGUGUAAUCAAACAUUAUCACAUGCGUGUAUUACGUACGAUAGAAUCGAAUACGCGCAUACAACUUCCGCUAAAACUGUUUCGGAAUGAGGUGGAACGGAGGGAAAGAGCGGUGCGGCGAGUAUAGCGAGAAACUGAAAAAUUACGAUAGGGCAAUUGUAAAGAUAUAUUAUGGAAGUACAUUUCUCCCUAUUACGGGCUGAUACGUUCUACACAAUCUUCUUUUUUUUCUUUCUGUGUGUCAAUCCUUUCCCCGACGUAGGAUAUAAAAAUGAAAAAGUCACCGCUUCUCUUUGCGAUCCAACAGGACAGGGUGUCGAUCAGCGACGCGCCGGUCGUAUACGUGGAGUUAAUUAAAUUACUUAUAAUAUAUGACUGGAAAUACAUUGUCGACGGGGACACACA